Molecule: messenger RNA, 2769 nt
Organism: Daphnia carinata
Lineage: Eukaryota; Metazoa; Arthropoda; Branchiopoda; Diplostraca; Daphniidae
Product: vascular endothelial growth factor receptor 1-like
Exons: 15
Coding region: 1-2769 (922 amino acids)
Biological process (GO): multicellular organism development; cell surface receptor protein tyrosine kinase signaling pathway; protein phosphorylation
Cellular component (GO): signaling receptor complex
Molecular function (GO): transmembrane receptor protein tyrosine kinase activity; ATP binding
Source: RefSeq, a predicted model, not a curated record
AUGUUCAGUUUAGAAUAUAAUUAUUACUCCAAUUACGGGUUUCUGAUGCCCCACGGCUCAGUGAAGUCGCUGAUUUUAACAUUUUGCUUCAUCCUAGUUGUCAGUCGAAGUGGUGCGCAACGGUUACAGAUGAUUCCAAGUGUCGAGGAGCAGGUAGUCGAAGCAAACACCACGCUUACACUAACUUGUGUUUACAACUAUAACGAUGGUUUGGAGAACAGCAGCAUUUCAUGGAUGUUACCUGCCUAUCUGCAAAAUUUCCCAGAAAAAAGCGAAGCUAAUAGUCGUCUUCAAAUUACAUAUCAUGGGAACAGCACACACUUAGUAACAAUUAUGACGUUACAAGAAAUCGGGCCGAAAGAUUCGGGAAAAUACGGUUGUAUCGGAGAAGAUCGAAUCGAUCAACAUGUCUAUGUUUAUAGCGAAGGAAUUUUCAUCUUUAUGGACAACGGAGAAAAUGUCAAAGACUUCUAUUCCUCUAAACAAGGUGAUACUCUUCACAUCCCCUGCAAGCCCACCCAUCCAAACGUGAAAGUGUCUUUGAACCUUGUACGACAAUGGGCAAGCAAAGAAUGGGCAGACGACAUCUCAAAAGAUUUACUAUCCGUUCCGGAUUCAAACUGGUCGUUUAAUAGCGAUAUUGGACUGAUUCUACGCAAUACAAAGAUCAGUGAUUCUGGCUACUACCAAUGCGUUGGCACAAUGAAUGAUGUUUCUAAUUAUGAAAAUUUUAGGAUUAUCGUAAAAGGGAUGGAAUUGACCCGAAUUGGCGAUGCCGACGAUCCGCUAGAAGGAAGCAACGUCACGUUAAUUUGCCUCAUCCACACCGAUGGAGAGAUUAACAAUGAAAUGCGAAAGGGGUUCCCUUCACCACCUGAAUGGUACUACAGGAUAAACGAUACCGGCCCCAUGCAAGUUAUUAAUAAAACUAAUCCACCUAAAGGAAUUCAAACGAAGAAAGAAUACGAAGUAAAGUUGAUGCGGCAUCUCCAUGGCUUCUACGAAAGUCGCUUGGACCUGAUAGACGUGAAUAUUUUAAGUCCCUACACCAACUUUGAAUGCAAAUCAUCUAUUCAAAAAAGAAUAACAGAAUCCAAAACGAUUUCCUUUGGAAUCAAAGUUAGGUUAGAAGAAGGAAGAUCUAAAAAUUUAACCUGUAUCAUAGCAUCAAAAGAUAUUCAAAUCAAAUGGCUUAAGGAUGAUAAACCAUACACAGGUGAAAUCUAUUCUACUGCGAACAUUUCUAUCUUACCAUUGAAAGGAAUCAAGAAUGAAAUCGGUGUUUACGCUUGCCAAUGGAACAACAGUUUGGGACAAGUGGGUUUCAGGAAUUUUACCCUCUUUCUGUCUGACGAGACAUCUUCGGAAAUGGAAACCUAUUACACUACCAUAAUUACGUUUGCAGUCAUUCUGGCAGUCUUGCUUGCUCUAGGGAUCGGCAUCAGCGUUAAACUCUACUUCGAUUUGAAAAAACAAGUAUUUCCCGGAGCUAAAAAAUUACUCGAAGGAAAUGUCAAAGAAAUCAAUCCCCAAUUCUCAAUUGAAGAACAAACUGAGCUGCUUCCCUACGACAAAGCCUGGGAAUUUCCAAGAUGUCGUUUGACACUCGGAGUGCAGCUAGGAUCGGGCUGUUUCGGAAGAGUCGUUAAAGGAGAAGCGAUUGGGAUCAAAGGCUCGCGUGAAACUGUUAGAACGGUGGCUGUCAAAAUGGUAAGGUCACAAACAAAUGUCGCUGCGAUGGAAUCUCUCGUUAGCGAACUGAAAAUCCUCAUCCAUUUGGGAUCUCAUCUAAACGUUGUCAAUUUACUCGGAGCCUGUACCAAAAAAAUCACCAAAGGAGAGCUUUUGAUUAUUGUCGAGUAUUGCCGAUUCGGCAAUUUGCAAACGUACUUGAUGAAGCAUCGGAAUAGUUUCAUCAACCUGUUGGACGAGUUUGGGAACAUGAAACCGGAUAGCGAAACGGAGGAUCUACAAGCACCAAUUUUACCGGAUAUUUUCUCGUUUGAUAGAAAUUCAAUCGCUGACGAGAAUCCAGCCCAAUCACCGUUCUAUUCCACCACCGAUACAGAGGCACCAGAAUGGUGGAACUAUGGUCACCAGGAAGAACAGGCCACUGCCACAAACAAAGCAAUUUCCACCCGUGAUCUGAUUUCAUGGUCUUUCCAAAUUGCGCGGGGAAUGGACUACUUGGCUAGUAAAAAAGUUCUUCACGGUGAUUUGGCAGCUCGCAACGUUUUGUUGGCUGACGAAGGAGUUGUCAAAGUGGCUGACUUUGGAAUGGCCAAGAAAAUGUAUUACGAAGGCAACUACGAAAGGGCAGAGGGACUGAUGCCGGUAAAAUGGAUGGCUAUUGAAUCCCUCACUGCUCGUAUUUUCUCCAGCCAGUCGGACGUCUGGUCAUUUGGUGUUUUACUUUGGGAGCUCUUCACCUUAGGCGAAGUUCCAUACCCUGGAAUGGAUGUUGGUCAUUUACUUAUCAAAGAAAUCAAAAGUGGUUACCGUAUGGAGAAGCCAGAUAAUGCGCCGAAUUUCUUCGGAGUAAUUAUGGCAAACUGCUGGAAAACGGAGCCUAAUGAACGUCCAACGUUUCGCCAACUGGAGGAAAUGAUCAACAGUCACAUGGAGUCUUCUGUUAGCUGCCAUUAUUUAAAUUUAAGCCUUCCCUAUGGAAAAUUUAAUGAAGAAGAUACAGCGACUCCAACCGAUGUGUUUGGAAUAACAAAAUUGUUAAAGGGAUCGACACAUUCUUUGGCAAAAGACACCAAAUGA